GUAACCAUUGCCUCCGGAGGACGAGUAUACGUAAGCAACAUCAAUGGAACGGGUACCAUCUGUGGUGACAUGUGGGACGACUUUGAUGCUGACGUUGUUUGCCGUCAAAUGGGAUUUACCUCUGGAACUGCAAUCCAUUUGCCACGAGAUCAAGUGUCCAACAGACUAGUCUUCAAUGUACGUUGCUCUGGUCAUGAGACGGACCUUAUGUCUUGUCCAGCUGAUGGAUUUGACGUAGGUGGAAUGUGUGCCUAUUCUGAUGAUGCUGGUGUUAACUGUAGCAGUGUGUCAAAUGGUGGACAAUCAACUGUAAUGAUUGGACCAGGAGGAAGGGUGUUAAGUUACACCGUGAACGGAACGGGGACGGUGUGUGCUGACAGAUGGGAUGAUGUGGAUGCUGACGUUGUUUGCCGACAAAUGGGAUUCCCAUCCGGAACUGCCAGUUUUCUCCCACGUGACUACAUGUACAACAGAGUCAUCUUUAAUGUCCGUUGUAAUGGCAACGAAACCCAGGUGCAGCAGUGUCCGGUGGACCAGUGGGAUAUGUUUGGAAAUUGUCCAUAUCUUGGUGACGCCGGUGUAAAUUGCAACAAUAUAUCUCAGAGUGGACAGGGCUCGGUAACCAUUGCCUCCGGAGGACGAGUAUACGUAAGCAACAUCAAUGGAACGGGUACCAUCUGUGGUGACAUGUGGGACGACUUUGAUGCUGACGUUGUUUGCCGUCAAAUGGGAUUUCCCUCUGGAACUGCAAUCCAUUUGCCACGAGAUCAAGUGUCCAACAGACUAGUCUUCAAUGUACGUUGCUCUGGUCAUGAGACGGACCUUAUGUCUUGUCCAGCUGAUGGAUUUGACGUAGGUGGAAUGUGUGCCUAUUCUGAUGAUGCUGGUGUUAACUGUAGCAGUGUGUCAAAUGGUGGACAAUCAACUGUAAUGAUUGGACCAGGAGGAAGGGUGUUAAGUUACACCGUGAACGGAACGGGGACGGUGUGUGCUGACAGAUGGGAUGAUGUGGAUGCUGACGUUGUUUGCCGACAAAUGGGAUUCCCAUCCGGAACUGCCAGUUUUCUCCCACGUGACUACAUGUACAACAGAGUCAUCUUUAAUGUCCGUUGUAAUGGCAACGAAACCCAGGUGCAGCAGUGUCCGGUGGACCAGUGGGAUAUGUUUGGAAAUUGUCCAUAUCUUGGUGACGCCGGUGUAAAUUGCAACAAUAUAUCUCAGAGUGGACAGGGCUCGGUAACCAUUGCCUCCGGAGGACGAGUAUACGUAAGCAACAUCAAUGGAACGGGUACCAUCUGUGGUGACAUGUGGGACGACUUUGAUGCUGACGUUGUUUGCCGUCAAAUGGGAUUUACCUCUGGAACUGCAAUCCAUUUGCCACGAGAUCAAGUGUCCAACAGACUAGUCUUCAAUGUACGUUGCUCUGGUCAUGAGACGGACCUUAUGUCUUGUCCAGCUGAUGGAUUUGACGUAGGUGGAAUGUGUGCCUAUUCUGAUGAUGCUGGUGUUAACUGUAGCAGUGUGUCAAAUGGUGGACAAUCAACUGUAAUGAUUGGACCAGGAGGAAGGGUGUUAAGUUACACCGUGAACGGAACGGGGACGGUGUGUGCUGACAGAUGGGAUGAUGUGGAUGCUGACGUUGUUUGCCGACAAAUGGGAUUCCCAUCCGGAACUGCCAGUUUUCUCCCACGUGACUACAUGUACAACAGAGUCAUCUUUAAUGUCCGUUGUAAUGGCAACGAAACCCAGGUGCAGCAGUGUCCGGUGGACCAGUGGGAUAUGUUUGGAAAUUGUCCAUAUCUUGGUGACGCCGGUGUAAAUUGCAACAAUAUAUCUCAGAAUGUUCAUAGUAACAUAGUCAACAAGAUACACUUCUUCAUUGAUGGCAUAUCACUAGUUUAUAAAAUACGUGCCACACCGUAUGUUAAUUUUGUCCUGAGAAUGAUUGUAACUGUUGUAGGUGGACAGGGCUCGGUGACCAUUGCCUCCGGAGGACGAGUAUACGUAAGCAACAUCAAUGGAACGGGUACCAUCUGUGGUGACAUGUGGGACGACUUUGAUGCUGACGUUGUUUGCCGUCAAAUGGGAUUUCCCUCUGGAACUGCAAUCCAUUUGCCACGAGAUCAAGUGUCCAACAGACUAGUCUUCAAUGUACGUUGCUCUGGUCAUGAGACGAACCUUAUGUCUUGUCCAGCUGAUGGAUUUGACGUAGGUGGAAUGUGUGCCUAUUCUGAUGAUGCUGGUGUUAACUGUAGCAGUGUGUCAAAUGAGUGUUUAGUUAGACUUCAAGUUCAUUUGAAUCUGGAAGUGAAAUACUCUUAUAAAAUACGUGCCACACCGUAUGUUAAUUUUACCCUGAGAAUGAUUGUAACUGUUGUAGGUGGACAGGGCUCGGUAACCAUUGCCUCCGGAGGACGAGUAUACGUAAGCAACAUCAAUGGAACGGGUACCAUCUGUGGUGACAUGUGGGACGACUUUGAUGCUGACGUUGUUUGCCGUCAAAUGGGAUUUACCUCUGGAACUGCAAUCCAUUUGCCACGAGAUAAAGUGUCCAACAGACUAGUCUUCAAUGUACGUUGCUCUGGUCAUGAGACGGACCUUAUGUCUUGUCCAGCUGAUGGAUUUGACGUAGGUGGAAUGUGUGCCUAUUCUGAUGAUGCUGGUGUUAACUGUAGCAGUGUGUCAAAUGGUGGACAAUCAACUGUAAUGAUUGGACCAGGAGGAAGGGUGUUAAGUUACACCGUGAACGGAACGGGGACGGUGUGUGCUGACAGAUGGGAUGAUGUGGAUGCUGACGUUGUUUGCCGACAAAUGGGAUUCCCAUCCGGAACUGCCAGUUUUCUCCCACGUGACUACAUGUACAACAGAGUCAUCUUUAAUGUCCGUUGUAAUGGCAACGAAACCCAGGUGCAGCAGUGUCCGGUGGACCAGUGGGAUAUGUUUGGAAAUUGUCCAUAUCUUGGUGACGCCGGUAAAAUACGUGCCACACCGUAUGUUAAUUUUGUCCUGAGAAUGAUUGUAACUGUUGUAGGUGGACAGGGCUCGGUGACCAUUGCCUCCGGAGGACGAGUAUACGUAAGCAACAUCAAUGGAACGGGUACCAUCUGUGGUGACAUGUGGGACGACUUUGAUGCUGACGUUGUUUGCCGUCAAAUGGGAUUUCCCUCUGGAACUGCAAUCCAUUUGCCACGAGAUCAAGUGUCCAACAGACUAGUCUUCAAUGUACGUUGCUCUGGUCAUGAGACGAACCUUAUGUCUUGUCCAGCUGAUGGAUUUGACGUAGGUGGAAUGUGUGCCUAUUCUGAUGAUGCUGGUGUUAACUGUAGCAGUGUGUCAAAUGGUGGACAGGGCUCGGUAACCAUUGCCUCCGGAGGACGAGUAUACGUAAGCAACAUCAAUGGAACGGGUACCAUCUGUGGUGACAUGUGGGACGACUUUGAUGCUGACGUUGUUUGCCGUCAAAUGGGAUUUACCUCUGGAACUGCAAUCCAUUUGCCACGAGAUCAAGUGUCCAACAGACUAGUCUUCAAUGUACGUUGCUCUGGUCAUGAGACGAACCUUAUGUCUUGUCCAGCUGAUGGAUUUGACGUAGGUGGAAUGUGUGCCUAUUCUGAUGAUGCUGGUGUUAACUGUAGCAGUGUGUCAAAUGGUGGACAAUCAACUGUAAUGAUUGGACCAGGAGGAAGGGUGUUAAGUUACACCGUGAACGGAACGGGGACGGUGUGUGCUGACAGAUGGGAUGAUGUGGAUGCUGACGUUGUUUGCCGACAAAUGGGAUUCCCAUCCGGAACUGCCAGUUUUCUCCCACGUGACUACAUGUACAACAGAGUCAUCUUUAAUGUCCGUUGUAAUGGCAACGAAACCCAGGUGCAGCAGUGUCCGGUGGACCAGUGGGAUAUGUUUGGAAAUUGUCCAUAUCUUGGUGACGCCGGUGUAAAUUGCAACAAUAUAUCUCAGAGUGGACAGGGCUCGGUGACCAUUGCCUCCGGAGGACGAGUAUACGUAAGCAACAUCAAUGGAACGGGUACCAUCUGUGGUGACAUGUGGGACGACUUUGAUGCUGACGUUGUUUGCCGUCAGAUGGGAUUUCCCUCUGGAACUGCAAUCCAUUUGCCACGAGAUCAAGUGUCCAACAGACUAGUCUUCAAUGUACGUUGCUCUGGUCAUGAGACGGACCUUAUGUCUUGUCCAGCUGAUGGAUUUGACGUAGGUGGAAUGUGUACCUAUUCUGAUGAUGCUGGUGUUAACUGUAGCAGUAUGUCAAAUGGGCUUGUCAAUAUGGUGUACAUAGGCCAUGACGGCAGAGUAAUGGCUGCCCACAACACAACUGGAUACGUUGGUACUGUCUGCGGGUAUAUGUGGGAUGAUCAGGAUGCUAACGUUUUGUGUCAACAAUUCGGAUACCUAUCGGGAACUGCAAAUCAAAUGGUGCGAGAUUACAAUUAUAGCAGAGCGAUAUUUAAUGUGCAAUGCACGGGAAUGGAGCCCAAUAUUUAUGCUUGUCCUGUAGACUAUUCAGACACAACAAGCAACUGUGCAGCAGCCAAUGAUGCAGGAGUAACAUGUGAAAAUAUGUCAUCCUUGAAUCUAUCAACGUCGUCUCAAUACUCGCAGUACUAUACUCCAUCAUCCCAAUAUUCUCAAUAUUCACCAAUGUCCUCUUAUCCUCAUAUUUCCUCGCAUAGUUCUCUAUACUCAUCAAUGUCGCCUUACCCACCAGUAUCUACACAUUACUCUCAGUAUUCCCCGAUUUCUUCCUACCCAACAAUGUCCACCCAAUACCAAUCAAUAUCAUCACAAUAUUCUCAAUAUCCAACAAUGUCGUCACAAUAUUCCCAAUAUCCAUCAAUGUCCUCUCAAUAUCCAACAAUGUCAUCAUACUCUUCAUACCCUCAGAUGUCCUCACAAUAUUCCCAAUAUCCACCAAUGUCCUCACAAUCUUUCCAAUAUCCACCAAUGUCCUCACAAUCUUCCCAAUAUCCAUCAAUGUCCUCACAAUAUUCCCAAUAUCCAUCAAUGUCCUCUCAAUACUCCCAGUAUCCAAUAAUGUCCUCACAAUCUACCCAAUAUCCACCAAUGUACUCACAAUAUUCCCAAUACCCAUCAAUGUCUUCACAAUAUUCUCAAUAUCCACCAAUGUCCUCACAAUAUUCCCAAUAUCCAUCAAUGUCCUCUCAAUCUUCCCAAUACCCAUCAAUGUCUUCACAAUAUUCCCAAUAUCCAUCAAUGUCCUCUCAAUACUCCCAGUAUCCAAUAAUGUCUUCACAAUCUACCCAAUAUCCACCAAUGUCCUCACAAUCUUCCCAAUAUCCAUCAAUGUCCUCUCAAUACUCCCAGUAUCCAAUAAUGUCCUCACAAUCUUCCCAAUAUCCACCAAUGUCCUCACAAUAUUCUCAAUAUCCACCAAUGUCCUCACAAUAUUCUCAAUAUCCACCAAUGUCCUCACAAUCUACCCAAUAUCCACCAAUGUCCUCACAAUCUUCCCAAUAUCCACCAAUGUCCUCGCAAUCUUCCCAAUAUCCAUCAAUGUCCUCACAAUCUACCCAAUAUCCACCAAUAUCCUCACAAUCUUCCCAAUAUCCACCAAUGUCCUCACAAUCUUCCCAAUAUCCACCUAUGUCCUCACAAUAUUCUCAAUAUCCACCAAUGUCCUCACAAUAUUCUCAAUAUCCACCAAUGUCCUCACAAUCUACCCAAUAUCCACCAAUGUCCUCACAAUCUUCCCAAUAUCCACCAAUGUCCUCACAAUCUACCCAAUAUCCACCAAUGUCCUCACAAUAUUCUCAAUAUCCACCAAUGUCCUCACAAUCUACCCAAUAUCCACCAAUGUCCUCACAAUCUUCCCAAUAUCCACCAAUGUCCUCGCAAUAUUCCCAAUAUCCAACGAUGUCCUCACAAUCUUCCCAAUAUCCACCAAUGUCCUCGCAAUAUUCCCAAUAUCCAUCAAUGUCCUCACAAUCUACCCAAUAUCCACCAAUAUCCUCACAAUCUUCCCAAUAUCCACCAAUGUCCUCACAAUAUUCUCAAUAUCCACCAAUGUCCUCACAAUCUACCCAAUAUCCAACGAUGUCCUCACAAUAUUCCCAAUACCAAACGAUGUCCUCACAAUAUUCCCAAUACCCAACGAUGUCCUCACAAUAUUCCCAAUAUCCACCAAUGUCCUCACAAUCUACCCAAUAUCCACCAAUGUCCUCACAAUCUUCCCAAUAUCCACCAAUGUCCUCACAAUCUUCCCAAUAUCCACCAAUGUCCUCGCAAUAUUCCCAAUAUCCAUCAAUGUCCUCACAAUCCACCCAAUACCCACCAAUAUCCUCACAAUCUUCCCAAUAUCCACCAAUGUCCUCACAAUAUUCUCAAUAUCCACCAAUGUCCUCACAAUCUACCCAAUAUCCAACGAUGUCCUCACAAUCUACCCAAUAUCCAACGAUGUCCUCACAAUAUUCCCAAUACCAAACGAUGUCUUCACAAUAUUCCCAAUACCCAACGAUGUCCUCACAAUCUUCCCAAUAUCCACCAAUGUUCUCACAAUCUACCCAAUAUCCACCAAUGUCCUCACAAUCUUCCCAAUAUCCACCAAUGUCCUCACAAUCUUCCCAAUAUCCACCAAUGUCCUCGCAAUCUUCCCAAUAUCCAUCAAUGUCCUCACAAUCUACCCAAUACCCACCAAUGUCCUCACAAUCUUCCCAAUAUCCACCAAUGUCCUCACAAUAUUCUCAAUAUCCACCAAUGUCCUCACAAUCUACCCAAUAUCCAACGAUGUCCUCACAAUAUUCCCAAUACCAAACGAUGUCCUCACAAUAUUCCCAAUAUCCACCAAUGUCCUCACAAUCUACCCAAUAUCCACCAAUGUCAUCACAAUCUUCCCAAUAUCCACCAAUGUCCUCACAACCUACCCAAUAUCUUACAAUGACCUCACAAUCUACCCAAUAUCCACCAAUGUCCUCACAAUCUACCCAAUAUCCACCAAUGUCCUCACAAUCUUCUCAAUAUCUACCAAUGUCCUCACAAUCUUCACAAUAUCCAACAAUGUCCUCACAAUCUUCACAAUAUCCAACAAUGUCCUCACAAUCUUCCCAAUAUCCAACAAUAUCCUCACAAUCUACCCAAUAUCCACCAAUGUCCUCACAAUCUUCUCAAUAUCCAACAAUGUCCUCACAAUCUUCCCAAUAUCCAACAAUAUCCUUACAAUCUUCCCAAUAUCCAACAAUGUCCUCACAGUCCUCUCAAUAUCCGUCAAUGUCCUCACAAUCUUCCCAAUAUCCAUCAAUGUCCUUACAAUCUUCCCAAUAUCCACCAAUGUCCUCUCAAUAUCCAACAAUGUCACCAUACUCCUCAUACCCUCAGAUGUCCUCACAGUCUUCCCAAUAUCUUUCAAUUUCCUCACAAUAUUCUCAAUACCCAAACCCUUCUACUUCUUCACAGUAUCCAUCAAUGUCCUCCAGCCUCCCCAUGUCAUCUCAGUAUUCAAUUAAUCCAACAACGUCGUCUAUGUCUUUACAACCGACAUCCGCUUCCACUGUAAUGUCUUCUCAGUAUGUGACUACACAUGGAGCUCAAAGUACAACUCAAGCAUCAACUGGACAGACCACAAUGUCCUCUUCAAGUGGACUGAUUUCUCAGCAAAUAACUACUUCUGGAAGCCAAAGUACAACCCAAGGACCUAGUGGCCAAACUACAUUAGGUGGACAAACAGCAACAUUAUCAAACGGACAGACCACCGUGUCUUCUUCAGGUGGACAGACCACGACUCCAUCGUCAGGUGGACAGACCACGACUCCAUCGUCGGGUGGACAGACCACGACUCCAUCGUCGGGUGGACAGACCACGACUCCAUCGUCAGGUGGACAGACCACGACUCCAUCGUCGGGUGGACAGACCACGACUCCAUCGUCGGGUGGACAGACCACGACUCCAUCGUCAGGUGGACAGACCACGACUCCAUCGUCAGGUGGACAGACCACGACACCAUCGUCAGGUGGACAGACCACGACUCCAUCGUCAGGUGGACAGACCACGACUCCAUCGUCAGGUGGACAGACUACGACACCAUCGUCAGGUGGACAGACCACGACUCCAUCGUCAGGUGGACAGACUUCACCACAAGCACAGACCACAGAGCAGACAACUUCUAGUAACUGUCAACCGGGAUCUGGGUCAUGUUUCGUGCAAAUGGACUCCUUGGGCGGCGGAGCGGAUACAAGAAUGGCAUCAUCUCUAAUUACUAUGCUGUUAAGCGUUGUUACUAGUUUUGUUUGUCUUGUUUUAAUGAACUAGUAUAAUGUAUAUCAUUUAUAAUUUAAAAGAAAAUUAUAACGAACAUUGUACAAGAAACGUAACGGAUCUGGUUUCUGUGAAAGCAACUGAUCAUUUACAAAGUAGAACUCUGAAUUUUUUUCACACGACGACUGUUCCAGUCCGAGAAGGAAAACGUUAUACAGUAAAAAGAUUCUGCACUUUAUUGUUAUUUAGUAAUUAGAAAUCUUGUUCUCGUUCUGUGGAUUUGUUAUCAGGUUUUUAUCUUUAAUAAAAAAUAUCUUUUUGA
Molecule: messenger RNA, 8542 nt
Organism: Ostrea edulis (European flat oyster)
Lineage: Eukaryota; Metazoa; Mollusca; Bivalvia; Ostreida; Ostreidae
Product: deleted in malignant brain tumors 1 protein-like
Exons: 17
Coding region: 70-8274 (2734 amino acids)
Cellular component (GO): membrane
Source: RefSeq, a predicted model, not a curated record